Molecule: messenger RNA, 5382 nt
Organism: Penicillium longicatenatum
Lineage: Eukaryota; Fungi; Ascomycota; Eurotiomycetes; Eurotiales; Aspergillaceae
Exons: 3
Coding region: 1-5382 (1793 amino acids)
Biological process (GO): 5S class rRNA transcription by RNA polymerase III; transcription initiation at RNA polymerase III promoter
Cellular component (GO): transcription factor TFIIIC complex
Molecular function (GO): DNA binding
Source: RefSeq, a predicted model, not a curated record
AUGGCACCCAGCUUACAAGAGCUGAUUGCUUUCUUGCUGAACGAGGUUGCGCUAUGCGGUAACCAAGGCGCGACCUUACUGGAUGUCUUGAACAGCAUUGAUAUCUUCUAUCGCAACUCAUCCCAGAAUGGUUCUGGGCGUCGCCAGCUAGUAGACCGUCAUUUUCAACGCAAAGUUUGGUCAUGGCUGACUCGCAACCCCGAGGUAUCCGUGGGGUUAGGCAAUAAGUGGAAUCAUCUCAGCCUGGAUGAACUUGAAGAGCUGGAUCAAUCUGCCCGCAAUUCCCAAAAUGAAGUUGAAGAGGAAAUUGAAAAUGAACGAGAAACUUCUGCACCAUCUGCUGCUUCAAAAGUCCAUAUCUUCGUCUCUAAAGAGAGGACUUGGUAUGCAGUUGCCGGCCAUGAACCUGAUGAUAACAAACUCCCUACUUCAGAGUUUUUGUUAUUAUCCAUCAUAGCUACUCGAAAGUCGGAGGGCAUUCCACAGACGGAAUUGGUCAAAAUCAGUGGCCAAGACAAACGAUCGGUGCCCAAAAGGACAGACGCGUUGGCCGCCAAAGGAUACAUUGAGAAGCGAGCUGUUCAAGUCAAAGCGGCGCGCACAAGUCUGUUGACUCUUCGUCGAUUCAUGAACGCGCCGACUGCUCAGCCUAGUAAUGAAAACACAACUGAGGCAAGACCGAUGAUAGAUUUCGAUGUCUUUACUAAACAGCUGUUUGAUGCCCUCAGAGAGAAUGAUGGCACUAUCACCCGGAAUGAUCUCAAGAAAGUUUUAGGGUUCGAGGAUCUAUGGAGAUCGAGAAUUCUCUCCCGAACUGUUCGCAAGUAUGAAAAAAUCGGAGUCCUGAAGCGCGUGAGGGUAAAGUCGCAGUACAAUCUGAUGCACCCUUGCAUAAUGCUGAUGCGAGAACCCACACCGACGGACGUCGAAAAGUUUUUUGAAUUCAGCCGACAUGGGUUCAAGAGAAACGAUGACCAUCCAGCAGAUAUGGAUGAGGACGAGGACUUGGAGGCUGAUGCUCAAAACGUGACCGAUUCUGGAGAGGGUGACUUGCAAAUCAAGAACGACCGGGUUGUUGCGUCCGGACGUAUUGUACCGAUCUGGACACCCGAUCGUGCUCUGAGCAAUCAGCUAUUUGACAUUAUUGACAAAGCGGGCACGUCUGGAAUCACCAAUGAUCUUAUUAAUCGAACAUGCUUUGGAGUCUAUUACAAGCGACCCUCCGAAAACAUGGUUCAUCGUCUGACCGACUGUUGGCAAAUUUCCCAGCCUCCUCAUCUUCGGCACCUUGCACUUGUCCGGGACUCCGAUGUACACAAAACCAUCAUUCACUAUGUCCAUUAUUCGGCGAGAAAUUUCUCGACGAAGGUCAUCGAGGGCACUGCGUUUUGGGAGGCUGUCGAAUUUCCAGACAGGAAACACAAGUCCUUGAAGACUGAGCUUCCCCGAGUUGAUGCUCCUGCUGAACUUGACCAAUAUGGACUUCCCCACAACAACAUACCCGUAGGAAUGAUGAAAAAUGGAAAUAUCAGCUUAUUUGAGGGCCUUGCAAGCUGCAAACCGGCGGAUUACAGCCUUACACGUAAGGACCCUAUGGGUGUAAUACAGGCUGACGGUUCAUACCGGAUUCAACCCGGCAGCUCAGUCCCUCUACAGGGCCUACAACAAUCAGGAUUCAAGAUGAAUAACGGAAAGGGCCGCCCUAGGGGCCGCCCUAGCAAGUCUAAAUCGAAAAAGAUCAAGAGGGAGUCUUCGGUUGUCUCAGUACCUGAUGAGAGCGACAUAGUCAUGGAGGACAACUCCCCAGUGCCACUACACUGGGACAAACGCCAGAGUCAGAAGAAGCGAGAAAAAUACCAAGGCAUGUCCAAGAAACAGCGAUUUGAAGCAAUGGGCUGGGAUGAGACGUGGACCGAGUAUAACGCACUUGUUAUGGAAAAGCCCACGCCUGGGGUUUAUGUCACGCCUCAUGGAAAACGCAGACCUGCUGGGAAGAAGCAGGGUCGUCCGAAGACGAGUCGUAUCGCAGUUUUCAAAUCUUCAAGGCUUUCCACUUUACCCUGGUUCUGCAAGGACGACAAUGACUCAGACUAUGGGGAUACGGGUGCCGGGGUAGAGAUGACUCCGGCAGCUGCAGCCACUCCUAGGAUGGAGACUGAAGAACUUGUUUCACGUCAAUUAAGCGAGACAAUUGAGGAUACUCCAACUCGGCCGAGAAAGGGCAAGCGAGCCCAUCCGAUUACAGAUGUCUCUGACUCGCCAGCCCCAUCAGAAAGUGCUACUAUGGCCAAAGGUCCCAAAGGAAGACCUAGAAAGCAGGCUCGCAUUCGUGGGCCCCAAGAUGAUAGUCAAACUAAUCAGAUUGUCUCUAAGUCCCAAGAGCCUGCCAGUGGACAGACGGGAAUUGAUUUGACCCUGGCAGAUGCCAAUGUGACGGAACAGUCUAAUGGCGAGGCAGCCGGAAGCCGAACCCAGCGCGAUACCCGAUCUCUAGAGAGAAAUGCUACGGAGAACAUUAUGGGCCCACCCCCUUCCAGAUUAGCCACACCGAAGCCACAGACCUCCACUGUGCACCUUAUCCCCAUGAACGGCACGCCCGUAGACAAGAGGAGUGAGAGCCUCAAGGUACACGGUUCAGCACAUCGAGGUGGAUCUAUACCAUUCUUACGCAGAAGAAUUGUCAUGGACAUUGUCGAAAAGGCCGGUGGUGCAUACCCUGGUGGUGGCGAGCUCUGGUAUCCAUUCACGACCGCAUGGAUGAAAAUGAACCACAAAGAGAAACCAGACAUGCGAACUGUGAAGACAACGAUCAAAUAUUUGGUUGAUGCAGGCCAGCUUCAGCAAUUGACCUUCAGUGGCAGAGAUGGCAGAGGCACGAUGGUUACAAAAACCAUUUUGAGGAAGCCAGAAUUGUCACCAGAUGAUCCUUUGGUUAAGGACUUGCAAGCUCAGCUACUGGCUCGUGACCGCAACCCUAAAAAUUCCUUUUCACCUCACAUUGAAACGAACCAUAAAAUCUCACGAAAUGGCGGUAGUUUUGGUCCCAAUGGUGUGGGUGGCCAAAAGUUCCGCAGGUUCUCAUUGCCUACUGUAUCUGAUGCCACUGUUCAUCUCCAUUCGAAGCCUGCUUCCGUUCUCAUACAAGAGAAGAAACGACGCGUAGCGGUGCAUAGGAAGCUAAUGAGAAGAAUGCUUCAUGAAGACUCUGAGACUGAUUCAGAAGAUGACUUGGAAUUGUAUGAGGACAAUUUUGACCCGAGAUUCCAGGUUCACCGACUCAUGAGGUUCCCGCCUCAAUUGGGGCAAGGUUCUGAGAAUAAUGGGACAUAUCUCUAUCGCCCCAUGACAGGUGGUGACAUGGUGCCGACAAUGUCCACGUUUAAAAUCAGACAGCACCCAUUUGGCAAGACGAAACGGUUGCCGAGGAUCAUUUCCAGCAUGGAAGCGAUGAAGAUGUUAAUGAAUCCAGGACAAAUUCUCCACGAUUCUACACAUACCUUUGCCACAGGAUCUAUCAAACGCCGCUGGGGAGGAGGAAAACAUGCUACGUUUGCAGACACCCGUGUCAGCAAGCACUUUAACUUCGCCGAUGCCGUCCAAGAACUUACCGGCCUGGCACGCCAGUCCAAUAAUUGGAUAGGGCCGAUGGGGACCAGCACAACAGAGGCCCGGAGAUUCGCACUCAAAAUGGACAAGAUCCUGGAAUGGGAGCUUGAAAACGAUGGGAUGGCUGAUUCAAAACUUGACGAGCCUCUAUUUAUCGUGCACACUGUUGACAAAGGUUUCGUCCAAGGCCCAAUCAACGGCCCAAUCUGUUUCGAGAUGGACCAGCCUGUGCGAUCUGCCAAAUCCCGCAAAGCCCGCAUAUUGACCCGGGGAUUUUAUGCCCGUCGUCAGCGUCGCCGCAAACACGAGCUUAGCCAGGCCAAUGCGUCCAGCAUGGAUCGGGAUGGCAAAAAUGGACAAGGACACUUUCCUUCACGUCGCCGGACUUUCAAACCACUUCCCGAAGGAGUCAUUCGGAGAUACAUGGUCGCUAUUACUGCUGUUCGAACACUGGCCGGUGGACUCGAGGGGAAGAUCGUCGAUUGGGACCUAGUUCCUCUUGCUUUCCCCAACAGCGAUCCGGAGUUUGUACGUCACCAUGGUAAAUCGAUUCUCGGCCGGAACCGAACAGAGAUCCAUAAGAUGCAACGCGAUUUCCAGGAGCGAUAUCUCCAGGCCUACGAGAAAAAGCAGGUGCCUCCAAUUGACUACAACAACCUAGCAGGAUACAAUUGGCCGGCCGUGGUCGAGUGGGCGAGUAUUGAACUCGAUUUUUCCACAUCUGAAAAAGCUCCCACCCUCCCUGCAACUCGUGAGCAGUUUGACAGCAUGUUCGAGCUACGCGAAGAAUCAGUCACCACUGCCGAGGAAGCCCAUGUCACGACAGGAUCUCUCACAGUUGCCAACAAAAAGCGUCUCUUGGGCCGUAUACCGUUUGUCGUCGAACAACCUCGCAUCGUCAGCCCCCUUCCUCCCAGACACGACCUCCAGAACCUCGAAAUCGCCAAGACAUGGGUUCGCGCCAACACCAUGACGCCGACAGAGCGAUACAAUGCUGCCGCGGCCACCGAAACCCUAGCUCCGAUCGGGGAAUCCCUUCUCGCCUCUGCUACACAAUCCCUGAUGACCGACCGCAUCAUCUGCAACGCAAACCGUGGCCGCGUCACUCCAGGCCGCAACUACAUGCCGCACGACGUCUUCCUUCAAACCAUGGAACGUCGCCGCGCCAUCGACGGCGACCAACUCGCACGCGCGGCCGAAUUCAAAUUGACAGUCCUCGACCCCGCCCUCAAGGCCAAGGGGUCCUUCAAAAUCAAUUACCACGCCGGCGACGGCGACGCUCUAGCCGUUGACGAACUCUUUGCACAUGGCCAAGUCGAAUUGAUCCCACUCAAUCUACCCCGCGAGAAAUUCGGUCUCAUAGAUGGUGCAUACCUCACCCGACAAAUGGACAAAAGCCGUCUGCGCUUCGAAAUGGAAGUGCGCGCGCUUCCGGAGUACGUGUAUGGGAACCCUAUCCACGACGUUGUGCAUGGUACGCCGCCUCCGCUCCCGCCUGCUUCGCGCCAUUUGCCGCUCUGGUUCGAUAUCCAUGGGUGUUUGAUGCAGGAUUGGUGGCAUAAGUCCAUUGCAGCGGUUAUGGGUUGUCUCAUUAUUCGACCCGGUGUGUCGAUUGAGAGUAUUGCCAUCAUGAUCAAACCUGGUUUGAUGAAGUGGGAGAUUGAGCUCUUACUGGAAGAAUGGUUGCUUAAGGUGGGUCUUGUGGAGAAGUCAGGGACUCCGACUCGACCUUGCUGGAGUGUGAAGGAGUGGUGGUGGAUGGCUUUGGGGGGUUAA